Cynara cardunculus var. scolymus (artichoke) is the source of this 812-nucleotide messenger RNA. RefSeq names its product thioredoxin 1-like. NCBI's taxonomy places the organism in Eukaryota, Viridiplantae, Streptophyta, Magnoliopsida, Asterales, Asteraceae. The transcript is spliced from 2 exons. The record is from RefSeq and is a predicted model, not a curated record. Gene Ontology annotation, cellular component: cytoplasm. Gene Ontology annotation, molecular function: oxidoreductase activity, acting on a sulfur group of donors, disulfide as acceptor; protein-disulfide reductase activity. The coding region runs from base 126 to 671 and encodes 181 amino acids.
GGGAUAAAUAUGCAAAAUAAAGAGUACAAGAAAUUGCGACUUGUCCUUUCUCUCUAGAUUUCUUCUUCAAUAAACCACCCCCUUUGUCUCUCUCUCUCUCUCUCUCAGAUUUCAAUUUCGCUUCAAUGGCUAGCGUCUUCUCUUCUUCUUCGUCCAACAUUCAGUGGACCCAUAGGCGGCCGAUGGUGGCGCCACCAUCACUGGCCUCGGCCAUGUUCAUUCGUCGACGCCUCUAUUCAUCGCAUCAUUUCUCCGGUUUAAAGAUCCAGCAGUUUUCCCCUUCUCUCGAUUCUAGGGUUUCACGCAGAGUAGCAAGUAGGAUUAUCUGCGAAGCUUCUUCGGAUACGGCUGUCGAUGUUCCCUCGGUUACAAAUGAAACAUGGCAGUCUCUAGUGCUGAAGGCGGAUGGGGCGGUGAUGGUUGAGUUCUGGGCCCCAUGGUGUGGACCCUGCCGUAUGAUCCAUCCUGUGAUCGGUGAAUUAUCAAAACAAUAUUCCGGGAGACUGAAAUGCUACAAACUGAACACGGAUGAGUGCCCAUCCAUCGCAACUGAAUAUGGAAUCCGCAGCAUUCCCACAAUCAUCAUCUUUGUUGAGGGUGAGAAAAAAGAUGCAAUAAUUGGUGCGGUUCCCAAAACGACCCUAACUGCUUGCAUUGAGAAAUUCUUGUAGACAAGUGUUUCCCUGUUCCAAACUCUCUUGUGAAUCUUUCAAGUGUACAGUUGUUUGAGGUUCAUUGACAAGUUUUUCAAUUCAUAAACACUGCAACCAAAUUUUCUCACAGAUAUUUUUUUCUAAAUGAUGAGCAUCUAA